AUGACCCUCGGCGGCGGCUCUUCUGUUGGUGCCGCCGCUGCUGCUGCUGCUUCCACUACAGAGGGAGCACGUGUUGUGCAGCAGAGCCUGACGCCAGAGUGCGCGCUGGCGAUGCUCUUCCCACCGGAGCCGCUGCGGGUGACGACGCCGCGGCACGCAGAGAAGGACGCUGCGCUGAGCGGCACUGUCACUCUACGUGGGCCCGACACGGGGUGGAUGAAGGUUGCGGCGAUCGACCACACCGGUCGCCUGGACUCGGUGCAUCUGCAAGAGCACCUCGAGCGCCGCUGCCGCGAGGAGCACGCGCGCCCUUCCGGUAUUGUCUGCCCAGUCCGCGAAGGGAUUUACACCGACGGCCUGCGCGAGGCGAUCCGGCAGACAACGGUGCUGUGCCCGGAGCGCGGCCUGCUGCUUGCCGAGCUCUCGGCCGAGAUGCAGCAGACGACGAACACGUACGACAUUCUCUUCGACAGCGCCUGCCAGUACGCUGUGCGCAAGGCGAUUGAGCGCGACCUGCGCAGCGAUCUUUUCGUGGAGAAGGAGCAGCUGGAGAGCGAAGUACGUCGGCUUGAGAACCGCGUGAAUGAGCUGCGCGCAAAGCACGAUGGCAUGGUGAAGCGGUUCGAGGAGCAGAUGCAGACGGAAGUGAAUAUGCACGAGGAGGAGGUGAAGUACCUCAAGAAGGCAAACCAGCAGAUUGUCAACGAGAUCAAGCGGCUCAUCGCGUUAGAGAAGGCAGGCGCGACGGCGCAGGCGUCCGGGCAGAAGCCGGCAUAG
Molecule: messenger RNA, 777 nt
Organism: Trypanosoma grayi
Lineage: Eukaryota; Euglenozoa; Kinetoplastea; Trypanosomatida; Trypanosomatidae
Product: putative dynein arm light chain, axonemal
Exons: 1
Coding region: 1-777 (258 amino acids)
Cellular component (GO): axoneme
Molecular function (GO): dynein heavy chain binding
Source: RefSeq, a predicted model, not a curated record